Messenger RNA from Myripristis murdjan (pinecone soldierfish), 2984 nucleotides. Its product is annotated as cyclic AMP-responsive element-binding protein 5-like. Gene Ontology annotation, biological process: regulation of DNA-templated transcription. The record is from RefSeq and is a predicted model, not a curated record. Bases 482 to 2062 code for a protein of 526 amino acids. The transcript has 11 exons. Lineage: Eukaryota; Metazoa; Chordata; Actinopteri; Holocentriformes; Holocentridae. Gene Ontology annotation, molecular function: DNA-binding transcription factor activity.
CGAGCGCCACUUGUCCCCUCUCUACUUGUAGGUAAGCCUCCGCGACUAACUUCCAUUCACAAAAAACUGCCUGAACUCACGCUGACCAAACUUGCUUGGGCUGUUUUUGCUCUGUUUUGGGUUUUUUCGAGGACGGGAUUUUUUUGGUAAAAGUUAACAGGGGGAGACUCGCUGGCUGUCCCGUCUCAUCAUCAGGCGGUGAGUGUCUAUUUGGGGGGUGUGACUGCACUCCCCAGUCGUGCCGUGUCGGGCUUGUUUAUGAGCUGAGCAGGUUGCUUAUACGGAGCUAUAGCCUACACAUCGGGCCAUGCUGUGUAGCCACGCGGGGUGACAGGCUGUUGGAGGAUUUGUUGGUCAAAAACCCGCUACUUUGAGUUGAAUGAGCUCCAAGACGUUGCGGACGAUUUGAUGUUGACAUUCAUCCAUCAAACAUGGGAACUUAAAGAAGUAGACGUUAAGGCACUGAAGUUGGAUAAUUUGGAUGGCCUUUGCUCGCAGGUUGGUGUGUGACAUGAAUGACGAACAGGACAGGCCCUAUGUGUGCGGCGCCCCGGGCUGCUCUCAGCGUUUCCAAUUAGAGGAACAUUUGAUGAUCCACAGGCACAAGCAUGAGAUGACCCUCAAGUUCCCCUCCAUCAAGACAGAUAACGCUUUCACAGACCAGACUCCGACGCCGACUCGAUUUCUGCGGAACUGCGAAGAGGUUGGUCUGUUCAACGAGAUAGAGGAGGAGUUCCUGCAGGCACAAGAGGAGGAAAAGAGCAAACAGACUCACUCUCACAAUGGGUCGUCCUGUCAGAGCCAGCACCAGCUCAAACCCCAGCUUCAGCUCCAGCACCCGCCCCAUCCCCAGCCGCCACUGCACCAUCCCAGGACCCAUCCCCUGCAGCACCCACAGCCCCACGGCCCCAUGAUGGCACCGAGCUGCAGUCUGGCUGCCCAUCAAGCCCUGUCCUCCUCUCAGUCCGGCUCGGUCAUCACCCAGGCCACCUCCACUCUCACACACUCAGGGCAAGUUCCCGGGCCGCUGUCCUCCCUUCUCCACAUGAGGAACAGACAGAGACAACCCCUGCCAGCCUCCAUGCCUGGCACCCUGCCAGACCCCGCCAUGCAAGGGGCAUCUGCUCAGCACAUGCCCGUGGAGAGACAGAUGUCCGGUAUAAUGGGCAUACCAGGUCCUUCCCAUAAUCCACCCUGUUCCUCACCUCAGAGAUCCAAACAGGCAAUGGGACAUCACCAUCACCAGCACCACCACCCAGGAAUGGUCACCAGUAGCAACCCCAUGACAUCCAUGGGUCACAUGAUGGAGAUGAUGCCACAGUGCCAGCAAGCACCUCCACUGCAGCACCACCAUCCUCAUCACCAGCUCCCACCUCCGACCCUCAACUACCAACAGCGCUGCCAUGCCCCGCCUCCACAGCAUCUGGGAAACACCCACAGCUGCCAGCUCCACCAAUCAGGGAAUCUACCGCGCCCUCAGGCUCACCAAUCACCACCAUCCCAUCUGCACCAGGGCUCACCUCACGUGCCCCCCCUCUCUGUUCCAGCACAGGUAUCUCCAGUAGCACAGCAGAUACAGCCCUCUCAGCCAUCCCAUUCCCCGCAUGCCAUGCAGCCUGGUGCUAGCUGCGGUGGUGGGGGAGGAGGUGGAGGUCGUCGGAGAAGGACAUUAGAGCAGGACCCUGACGAGCGCAGACAGAAGUUUCUGGAACGUAACCGUGCUGCGGCCACCCGCUGCCGACAGAAGAGGAAAGUGUGGGUGUCGUCUCUGGAGAAGAAAGCUGAGGAGCUGACACACACAAACCUGCAGCUACAGAAUGAGGUGACAUCACUGAGGUCAGAGGUCGGUCAACUGAAGCAGAUUCUGCUGACCCACAAGGACUGUCCUGUCACUGCCCGCCAGAGAGAGGCACAGGGGUACCCCACUGCAGGGAUGAGCCCAGGAGGAAGUCCCACCCCUGUAUGUCCUGGGUCUCAUCUGCAGGCCAUCCAACACAACAGCAUCUCCACCUCCUCGAAUACAGCAUGUGACACAGGGCACGACACCCAUCCGGGACACUAGCCCUCACCGCAAGGAGGCAGGGUGGGCAGCUGGUGGAUGAAUCUAACUAGACUGAAAUAGCUUCCUGUCAUAGCUGCAUUUUAAAAGUCUCGCCUAUAGCCUCAGAUCCUUGUCUCCUCUUUAAUUUCUAUGUAGUUAAGUGUUGACCUGGAUAGGUGAUUUUGUGAGUCCAAAUGAACACACCUAACAUUUUUUUUAACACCUGUAACUUGUUGUGUGGCCUAUGUUGGAGAGACGAUAAGAGAAUGAAGCCAUAUACUGAGCCAUACUCCUAAUUUUUUUCCAUAACAGGUUCAAAAAUGACCAUUUAUAAAAGCCUUGAGUCAUUUGGUGUUAAUAACUGUGACUGACACAUGGCAACUGGAUCCUAUGUCUGUUUCUGUUGAUAACAGUCUGACCAUUGACUACCCAUGUGUUUGUGAGCACACAGUCUGUCAUAACACGUUAUUUUGGAACUUUUUGCUCUUAUUUCUUGCACUAUGUCCUAACAAUAAGAACUAUAUUACAGUAUGUAACAUUUUGUGUUAUUCAGCUGAAUGCAAUUGCACAUCUUAUGCCUUCUUUUGGAUCUUGAGGCAGAUUGUAAAAAAAGAUGAAAAGAAAAAAGAAAGAAACUAAUGCAACUGUUUAUUUUGUAAGAAAAAGGAAAAAGUAUUUGUUUAUUUUGAGAUGUCCUCAUUUCAUAGUCUUGUAAAGCAGACCCACAUCUCUCUUUGAGAGCAGUUAGAGCAGUUUCAUACCUGAUUGUACAAUAACUCUUGAUACUCUUGAUAUUUUCCAACACAAGUAUUUUUGUAUAACUGCCCCAAGAUAUUUGAAUAACUCUAAACUGCAACUUGUCUCCAUACUGACUCAUUUUUAUUUAGGUUGCACUUUUUGUACUGUACAGAUGUUGACAAUCGCUGUAAAUCUAAUGCUAAAA